CGAAGGCGAAGAGCACGAGACCCCACAACAUGAAUCAUAGAAUGGAAGUACAUGAAAUACGUUUUGCUGAGAAUUGGAAGCACCGUCUUCAAAGGAUAGCCUGAUUCAGCGCAAGGAAAUAAUUCGAAUGGAGAAUGACGACGGAUCACUCGUCCUUCGCUGACCAUCACACCGCCCAUUCCCUUGCUGUGCAGUAUGAGGUGCGUCUCAAGGAAGACCUUGCCCGCUACCCCAGCAAGCAUGGCCCAUCGUCCGAGAGAAUGCAGAGCUGCUUCCAGCUAAUAGAUGAUCUCCUUCCAAAGCUUGGUGUGUACACACCGGUGUUGCAGAGCUUGCGGAAAGAGCUGUUUGAUGCGGUGUACAGUGACGAAUACACUUCAACUGUCCUCGUGCGUAAGCCGCAGGUUGCAGCGGAUGCGCAGCCUGCGCAGCCGCAGCUGCAGCGCAUUCCCUACUUUGUCUUAGUCAAUCGUCUGUUUGACCAGAGGAAUGAAAAAGCGGAAGCACUUCAAGACCAACUGCUGAAAAUGACCAACACGAUGAGGAAGAAAGAAGAUGUGAUCAACGAGCUGGAGCAGGAGCACUCACGGACUCGAAACAAGAUGGCAGAACUGGAAGAGCGUAUGCACCAAAUGAACAACACAAUUCUGGAACAAAAAGACAUCAUCUCAAGCUUGAAUGCCACUGUGAAGGAUCACGAGCAGCAGGAAGUCGACCUGCAAGGCGAGAUGCGCAACCGCAAGCACGAAUACCAGACAGCACUCCAUACUGCUAGCAAGGAGAUCAAGGCCCUGCAUCAUUUCCGAGAAGGCUUCGAAGCCGCUAAUGAAGCAUUUGCUGAGGCACAGCCGGUUACCAAACGACUGCGGACGGCAUUUGCCACUAAGCAGAACCAGCUACUGAACAACUUGGCGCAGGCGAGACGCCUCCAGCAACAGCUCAUAGAGAUGCAGAAUAUGACAAUUGAAGAGUAUGAUGGCUUUGUGGAGAAGAAUAAGCAAGGCUUGUCAAAGUUUGUGUUUGACGAGACGGAUCAAGAAGCACCGCUGAACAAAGCACUGAAGGCUGCCCAAGACAGAUACAAGAGAGGAACUAUGGAGACGUCUGAUGAGCUGAGCCUGCUGGCAGUGCAGAUUGAAGCAGUGGAGAAGGAACUGAAGACCAUGCAAGAAGAGCAAGAGAAAAAGAAGCAGCAGAAUUCCGUCCUGGGACUGGAGAGCAGUUUGCCGGGCAACACGUCUGACGGGACUGCGGGAGCGGCAACUGCGGCCCACAAGGAAGAGCAGGCCGAAUCACUGAUACCCAAUGAGAGCCUCAUCAGCAAGUAUGGUGCAAUGAUGUACACAUCGACAAACCAGGGCAAGACAUUCGCACAGAUGAAGGACUCUCGUUUCUGUAGUAGCUGCGGGGAAAAGACGGUUCUGUGUCCGCAUCGCUGCCUAGAGCGGGAGCACGUCGUCCAGCUGCCACUCAACUGCUCCCACAUCAUGAUAACACGGCCGGGCGUGAAGCUGCUGGCCAGCAAACCAGAGGCACCUGUGGACCGUCUGUCUGGACAGAGCAUCGGGGGUUUUGUGUUGAACAAGGAGAGGAGUCGUCCGGAGUAUGAAACCAUUGUUCAGAAGGUCUGGGAAGACUAUGAGAAGCGAGUGCAGCAACCGCGGCCCAUCCCGAGGCAACUGUCGCUGAGCCGGUGUCUUUCAAUCAUUGAGCAGUUCUAUAGCCGAGUGAUAUGGCAAGAUGAGUACGAUGUGGACGAGGAGAUACCAGUGUCCAUACUGGAUAUGCUGUAUCGCUACUUCAAGGAGAGAUACGUCAUUGCUGAUAUUGCUUAUCACGGAGCGUUUGACUUCCUGCAAUCUGUCGUCACAUACUCCGGCGAGAAGAGGGUGGUGUGGCUGUUCGGUGAGCAGCUCGCUGGUACCAUUGAUCCGGCAUGCUUCCGCUAUCUGACACUGCUCUGUGAACUUCUCGGCAUCUUGGAAUGGUACACAGUUACUGAGUAUGAGCAGUUUGCAGCCAUCGUGUACCCAUUCUACACGGAAGAUGACAUUGAACAGCUGACGAUGGGAUUUGCGUCGUUUGUGGAGAACCGUCCGACGAAGGAUGGAGCAUUUGAGUACACGCUGUACAUGCUCAUCAAACGCAUUGAACCAUGGGUGUCUGAGUGGGAGUCUCGACUGAAGCUGCAUCCUACCCGCGAGGCACUGUGGAUGAGCGAGAUUGAGUUCACCGAGUGUCUGGAGAUGCAGUGCCCGCCCGGAGCGGAGAACCUCCGCCGCCGCCUCUUCCUGGAGACGCUGGUGCACAUGCCGGGCGAGCGGGACAUCGUGCCUUGCAGCCGCCUAGCCUAUAUUGCAGCCUAUCUGAAUAUAUUAGCCAACGCACAGACCAUGACAUCAGAGCUCUCCAAGCUGAAGACUGCACGUAAAGGAAGAAACCAAAUUCGGCCAAGAGUACUCUUAUGUACUCUUGGUUUGGCUGAGAGCGCUCGAGCGCGUGGUGGUGACGAGUUGGGAAUGCAGUUCAUCUUCCACUGACCCGCAGAAAAAGCGCAUGGCCGCAAUGUCAGCGAUAAAGCCGCCAACGUAAUGCGCUUCGCGUCCAUCUGGCUGGCUAUGCACCGCUACGAGUACAAGACCAGCUCGUAGGCUAGCUUGGUGGGCUUGUAUCUUUUGUAUGGAGAAGUUAUGUAACAGCAGUGCAUUUGCGUUUGUGUUAUCGCACCUUCCCUGAUACUUGAACAAGCCCACAAUACAUGUAGAUAUGCUGUACAUGUGUUCUUGAGUCUGAGCCCUGUUUACGCUAUACAAUACACAUUACACUAGCAGCGUACUGUGUGUACACCUCCGUUAUUCAUCUGUACAAUCGUCACUGCUCCGUGCAUGUCAAUGUAACAGAACCUGAUAAAGUAUUGGAUACCAAUGA
This is a messenger RNA of Sycon ciliatum, 2928 nucleotides long. RefSeq lists its product as uncharacterized. The coding region runs from base 135 to 2540 and encodes 801 amino acids. The transcript is spliced from 25 exons. The record is from RefSeq and is a predicted model, not a curated record. Lineage: Eukaryota; Metazoa; Porifera; Calcarea; Leucosolenida; Sycettidae.